CUGCUGAGGCUUUGGCCCAGAUUCCAUCCCCAUUCGGCAUCCAGUUCACUCUGAAACAGAGUCUAGGUCAUAGCCCAACUCAGGCACGUGGACCCCGGCGUGGCUUCAGCAGGACCUACAAAGAGCGUCAGAGAGGACAGGGCGCCUCAGGAUCUGGAGUCCCCCCCCAGCACGCUCUGUUGGGGCUCCUCAUGGUGUCUCAGAUCAUCAAGUGGUAUGUCCUGGCCUUCAUGCUGCUGCCCACGCACGCUUGGCUGAUUGUCCAGGACUGCGAGUGGAACGUGGUGCUCAACAGCCACGAUGACCUGGGUGGGGAGAAGAAAGUCUUCCACGAGCAGCUGCCGGUGCACAGCGGCAUCACCGUGUUUCACAACCUCACCGACUCGCCCGUCAACCUGACCAACAAGAACUCCCACUACUUGGCCUUUCCGUACUACCUGAAGAUCAACCUCACCUGCACCAAACAGGACACUAAGAGCGUCAUCCGCCAAGCUUUCCUCAACGGAUUGAACCCGGUGGUGACCGUGACCUUCGAAGAGCCCAUCGACAACCUGCUGCAGAAAGCUGAGCAGCUGCAAAUCGAGAUGGAAGCUGCCCCUUAUAGGAUCCCAGGGCUGUGCGACAGCGAGGAGGUAUGUCACAUGAGCUGGUUCACACCCAUGCCCAUCAUGAAUGGGAGCGUCGACAUCCUGGUGGAAAGCAACGGUCUUGGCCUCGACAUAGAGGAAAAGAGGUUCUUCAUCAACAUCAAUGGAUACGUGAGGAACACCCACAAAGGCUUGCAGUCAUCCAUCGGGCAAGUGGUGCCUGAUUUGGGAAGGAUGUUGAUGCUGGGCCAGCCGUCGCGGCCCAUCUGGAGCACGUACGAGAAAGCCCCCGUUCGGGUGCUCGGGGAUUUCCCCGACCACAAGGUCAUCCUGCUGUCCAACACGGAGUUCUCCGACUUCACCGCCAUCGAGGUGGCCAUUGACAGCUGCUGGAUUGGGUCCUUGGGCUGCCCCCAGGAGAAGUUCUCCUCCACCAUCUCAGACGCCAUCUCCCUGGAGUCCGUGCUCUUCAUCCGCCAGAACCAGCUGGUCUACUACUUCAUUGGCAGAUAUGCUGUCCUCCAAAAUACAAGAUUCGCAUCCACUGCCUGGAACCGGGUGCUGAACAACGUGUGCGUGGCCAAGCUGAACCCGGUGCCCUUCCCCUACGACGGGGAGUACAUCCUCGCCCUGGGGGGUGGCAGCAAUGAGGGCGAGGUCUAUAUCGGCAGCAUUCAAGAUACGUUCAUCACCUUCAACUCCCUCUUUUCCAGCAAGAAAGAGAACGUCUGCACUUUCCUGAAGACUUCUUGCCGUGUCAUCUGGGCCAUCUACCAAACUGAGGAUUCCUGCUUGACCCUGCUGGUGCAGGAGACUGAGAGCAACCAGUCCAAUUACUCCAUCGUGUCCUACAGCACAAGUACCGCUACGUUCAAGCUGCUGUACCACGUGCCUCCCUUCGUGCCCAAAGACACCAACCAGGGCUUCGUGAUGCUGGUGGGGCUGGAGGAGUACACGACCACCCCGCUGGUGCCCCGCGGCCUGUCCUACAGCCCGUUCAGCACCAUCUUCUACAUCUGGGGCAAUGUCAUCCUGCAGAGCUAUGACGCAAUGAACUACAUCUACCUCUCCGAGUUCCCGUCCCAGUCGCCCAUCAAGUACUUUGUGCAGUCCUACCGAGGCGACUUGGUCUGGGUGACUGAAUCAGAGGAGAUCUGGUUCUCACUGGAAGGCAGCUCAGUCAUCAGACGGGUAUAUCCCUCACAAGCUUGGAGCUCCUACUUCACAAUGCAGCUCCUGAUGGGCUCCAGGGACUUUGGCUUGAACGAGUCCUUCAUCAGCCUCUUCUUCAACAAGGAUGGGCUGCAUCAGCUGGUGUACAUCGUGGACCCAGAUGGCACGGGCAGGCUGGUCCAGAGGAAGUUCCCUCUCUCCACUCUCCUGCCCACCCUGUAUCUCAGUGAGCAACAGCACUACUGGGUCAUUGUCAGGCAAUUAGACUACAUCAGCUUCCCCGACACGUGCCUCUUCGCCAGCAUGCGCAUGCACGAGCUGCCAGCGCCGCAGCGCUUCACACGCAUGGAGCACUACCGUAUUUUGCCGCCCGAUGUCAUGGACGAGACUGGCUUCCACAACAACUUCUCCCUGAGCGUCUACCAGGGCCUCGUUUUCGAGCUCCUGUGGCUUCACACCGACUACAACCGGCCUUACGCUGACCCGGUCCAUGACCCGAUGUGGCGCUGGUGGAAGAACAAGCAGCAGUAUGAGGAUUACUACUUCUACGUGGCGAGCAACAGGAACUCCUCGGGCGGCGUCUACGUGAAGAUGAGCAGCUACACAAAGAGCUACGACCUGAUGCCCAACAACGAGCUGCCCGAGAAGAUCUACCUGGACAAGUACAACGAGUACAGCUUCUCCGUCUUCCUCAGCAUCACCACCACCGAGGAUGGCUCUCCCCCAUCUGCAAAGCCUCUGUGGGACAAGGGGCGGCCAGGCGCGGGUUCGAGAGGCUCUCCCAUCCUUGCCGCAGUUCAGAGGCUGGAGGAGAAGUCUCUGGAGUAUGUGUGGCUCACCGUGGUACUGGCCCACCCUGCCCACGUGGCCUCCACCCUGCAGCGCCAGGAGCUCAUGAACCGCGGCUCUUUGCUCUACAAGGUGACCAUCAGGGACAGGGGCCACUACCCGAGGCAGGAGCUCAGUGGCCUGAAAGCACUCACCAGCUCCAUGACGCUGAAGGUCAUGAACUCGGCACUGAACUGCCACCGUUACACAGGAACCGGUCUGCAGAUGCAGGGCUAUGAGGUUGUUCCCAUCUACAUCGGCUGCCCGCCGGGCAAGCGGCUAGCAUUCGACAUCACCCGCACCCUGCGCUACAGCGCCAAGAAGAACAACCGGUAUUACGACUGCAUCUCCAUCAACCCUGACAUGCCUUGCUUCUUCUUCGACGACAUCUUUUACCCCUUCUUCUUGAUUCAGGACAUGGUGACUGGCGAGUCAGGGCUCUUCCAUGGCAACUACACACUGAAGAUCAUCGGCGGGGGAGCCUACAAGGAGAACAUCCGCGAAUUCACUUAUGAUAAGGUCGAGGUUUAUAACCCCCGCAUCAAUGGCAGCCCCCCGCACUCGUUGAUCUGGACCCGAGCGGAUCUGACAAAACCCAUCAGGACCGACCCCAGCGGCCACAUCGUCCUGGCCGGGACCAACAACGGGAUCAGGUGGCUGUGCCGGCGGCAUUCUCCCUGCCACGAUAUCCUGCCCUCGGGGCUCCUCGCACCCGAUUACUACUUCCUGUUGGAGGUGACCAACAGGGGUGUGGACGAGAGCACGUACUGUGACUAUGACCUGGACUUCAUCAUCCAUGUCCAUGGGCUGCCCCUGAGCCCCGAACGCAAGUACUUCUACGUGAAGAUCACCAUGGCCAUCCUCUGGGGCCUCCUGAUCGUCUACAUCCUGUACCACGCGUUGGCACCCAAGAUUCGGGCCCUCUGGACCCGGCUGCUCCAGCGCCUGGAGGAUAUCGUCGUCCUCCGUUCAGAGUCCAUGUCCACCUUCUCAUCGCCCCACACCAGCUUCUCCUUGGACCCCGAGACGGGCGCCGAGUCCCCCCACAGCAACCACAGGAGCUCUGUCCCCCAAGUCCCAGCCUCAGACUAGGUCCCAGAGCUGCAGCCACCGGCACAGGAGACAGCAGGCACUUCUUGGGGCACAGGCCUGCCCCCCCAACUCCCCCAGACCCCUCGUUAUAUUCAAUAAAUGC
Alligator sinensis (Chinese alligator) is the source of this 3783-nucleotide messenger RNA. RefSeq names its product cation channel sperm associated auxiliary subunit gamma (gene CATSPERG). The transcript has 32 exons. The record is from RefSeq and is a predicted model, not a curated record. Gene Ontology annotation, cellular component: sperm principal piece; CatSper complex; motile cilium. Lineage: Eukaryota; Metazoa; Chordata; Crocodylia; Alligatoridae. Bases 192 to 3680 code for a protein of 1162 amino acids.